GGGCGAAAGUGGAGGAGGCCGAGGGCGAGGGCGCAGCCGGUUGGCCUGGCACGGCGCAGCCCGCGGCGGAGGGGGCGGCCAAGCGAGCGGCGAAGCGGUUGGAGGACUUCGAGGUGACCUCGAAGCUGCUCGCCCGCCCGAUCCGAGAUUUUGAGUCGACCACUUACCUUGCGAUCGAGCUCCUACGUGACCAUCCAGUCGUCGAGGCCGCGAAGGAAGCGGGCGAGGGCCACGGCGCCGCGCGCCGCGGACGGAGCCCCGAGGUCCACUGGGCGGGGCCGCCCACAGUGCGUCGGGCGGAGGCGGCGGCGCGGGCCCCGGCCAAUUCCGUCGAGGCCCAGGGCUUCGAGCUGGCGCGCCCCGCCCGGGAGAUGCGCGAGAAGUUUACAGACCAGCAGUCUUGUCGCGGGGUGGUGAAGUUUUUUUCCAAACGCAAGGACGCGCACGACCAGCGCCACUGCCGCCUGCGCAUCGCGACUUCCGAUGCCGAGGUCGCGAUGUGCCGCGAGAUGGCGAUGCUCCAGGCCGGGGCGGUGCAGCUGCAGGGGUCGGCUUGUCCCUGCGGGCUGCGCGGCGCCUUGCAAUAG
Prorocentrum cordatum is the source of this 587-nucleotide messenger RNA. Lineage: Eukaryota; Dinophyceae; Prorocentrales; Prorocentraceae. The record is from the annotation of a GenBank genome assembly.